CAUGGUUUUUGCAUGUUAUUUACAUGUGAAUAACGUCUGUAUUACGGAAUAUAAUAUAACGGUUAGCAGUAGAACAAAAAACCGCUCUCGAAAUUUAUUAUUAUUUAGGUACAUACAAAUAAAAGGACAUUUUAUUAGAUGUCGAAUCAAGCAAAUUACGUCGCCGCGGCAGUGGCCACAGUGGGGGUCCUCGGCGGAGCCUACUACGCUUACCAAGCUUACAAAGCGCACCAGAGACACAAGAUUCCAAAACACUGGAAACAAGUUGGCACGUUGCAACAUCUCUUCCUCUAUCCUGUAAAAUCCUGCGGCCCUGCGAUACUGAAUAAGGCAGAAUGUUCUGCGUUAGGACUGAGAGAUGGCUGGCUUCGGGAUCGAGUUUUGGUGGUAGUUGACAGUAAGAACAGCUUUAUUACAGCAAGAGCUCACCCUGAACUUUUGCAAAUCAACCCGACUGUAAAAAGCGCUAUUCUUACUUUGAAGCAUGCUGAUUAUGAACCCCUGCACGUUAAUUUGGCAGAGGUAGCAGCUACACAAAAACCGCAAACUGCGGUCGUGUGGGGUGCCACUGUGCCUGUUUACGAUUGUGGAUGGGAAGCUAGCGAAUGGGUUUCGAGGAUCGUAGACAAUUCUACUACAAAUUAUCGUCUGAUGUACUACGCAACUGAGAAAAGUCGUAAGAUACGCGAGAAACCCGUAGUUAAAUUCUACAAUUUGACUAAGUAUGAUACGGGUGCAUUCCCCGAUGAAACAUCCUACAAUCUAAUCAACCACGCGUCAGUGGACGAUUUGAACAUGCGUAUGAAGGAUGCUGAAGCGUCGCUUCUCCAAUUCCGCCCGAAUUUCGUGCUGACAGGAGCCAAGCCUUAUGACGAAGACAACUGGAAAUUUCUUAAAAUUGGUGACAAUAUCUUUGAGAUAAUCAAGCCUUGCACUCGGUGCAUAUUGACCACAAUAGAUCCAGAAACUGGAGUUCCCGAUGAGAACGGCGAACCAGUGAAAACUUUAAGAACGUAUCGCCUAGAUGAAAAUCCAGAGAUCCGCAAGGCAGCGCAUAACUCGCCGCGCAUGGGGUUGCAGAUAGCACUGCGCUCCGACCCCGGAGGCUUAGUUUCGCUCAACGACCCCAUUUAUGCCGCCUAGCGCCACAUAAACCAGACUACAAGCCGUCAUUGUAAUGUCCACUAGUUGUCAUAUAUAAACCAUAUUAAAGAUAUAUUAUUAUUUAUU
Molecule: messenger RNA, 1230 nt
Organism: Hyposmocoma kahamanoa
Lineage: Eukaryota; Metazoa; Arthropoda; Insecta; Lepidoptera; Cosmopterigidae
Gene: Marc
Product: mitochondrial amidoxime reducing component 2
Exons: 8
Coding region: 139-1143 (334 amino acids)
Molecular function (GO): molybdenum ion binding; pyridoxal phosphate binding; catalytic activity
Source: RefSeq, a predicted model, not a curated record